CAAGCCAAUUAUUCCGUGGUAUUCAGUAUAGUGAUAAGUGGCAAAGGUUCUGUGAAGUAUGGCAGGCACAGAGGCAAGGCAUCCCGUGCCACUUAAUAAAUAAAUAAAAAAAAACAAUUGUUAUAAUUAUUGUGAACGUAAAAGUAAAUGGUGUUUAAAUUUUCUUUGAUAAUUUGUUUGAUCAUAGAAUAUUUUUACGUAUAUGAUAAGUAUGUAUUAAAUACAAAAAAUUACAAUUUUUGUCGUGCAAAUAAAACAUGAAACUCAUGAUUUCUUGAAUAAAUUCUGUCGAUAAUACAUGUACAAGAAUAUUGAAUUUUAUGAAAGAUUAGGAACUUCCAUAAUUUUUAUUGAACCGACCAAACUUAGAUAUAUCGGUAGAUGUAACUGAAGAGACACUCAUAGAAAAUAGAAAUGGCUGGCCCUAUGGAUAGAAUACAAGUUUUAGAUGAUAUCGAAAAAGAUAUAAUUACUUGCUUACAAUGUGCAGCACAAGCCCUGCUUGAAUUAGGAAAAGAGAAAUCCAGCCAAAAACAAGCAGAAAGUAAUACAUCACAGUUUCUGAGAACACUGAAUCAAGUGGAGUCUAAAUUAAGUGAUCAAAUUAAUUAUCUUACACAAGUAUCUACUGGGCAACCUCAUGAAGGUUCAGGAUAUGCAUCACAGAAAGUUUUGCAAAUGGCUUGGCAUCGGUUGGAACAUGUACGGUCAUGGGUCAAUGAGUUGGAGAGACUUAAAGCCUCUCACUUAGCAACAGCAAACAGAUCAAUUACAGGUGUUCCGAAUGGAAAUAUGACUUCAUCUGGAACUAGCACUUAAAAUGCUAUUUUAUUGUGAAGUUUUAUAAAUAAUGUAUUAUUUACUUAUUGUAAUAAGUGCAAUUCAGAAUUGUCUAAACAUUAUUCACUCACUAUUACAGAAAUUUGUCAAAUUGAGUUCACCUAUGAUGUAUGCUUAUCUCCCAUAUAUUAUUGGGCCUAGAUUUUGAUAAACAGUUUCAAUGUCCAAAUAAGUGUCACUUGUUAAAUAAAAUUAUCAGUUUCAUACAUAUUUUAAUUUUAAUGUUAGUUGCAAAAUAUGUAAUGAUAAUAUGAUAUACUAUUCCAA
Messenger RNA from Leptidea sinapis, 1107 nucleotides. RefSeq names its product mediator of RNA polymerase II transcription subunit 11 (gene MED11). Gene Ontology annotation, cellular component: mediator complex. Gene Ontology annotation, molecular function: transcription coregulator activity. Lineage: Eukaryota; Metazoa; Arthropoda; Insecta; Lepidoptera; Pieridae. The record is from RefSeq and is a predicted model, not a curated record. The coding region runs from base 415 to 819 and encodes 134 amino acids. The transcript is spliced from 2 exons. Gene Ontology annotation, biological process: regulation of transcription by RNA polymerase II.